UAUUUCAUCCAGCUGUUCCUCCCUCCGGCUGGCCUUCCUUCGGUGCUGCUUCCGGGAUGCCCUGACCUGUCCUGGGUUGGCCGGUACCGGUUCUCCUAAUUCUCUCCUGCGACGCUCCUGGGCCCCCAGACUCCAUUUACAGGCCGGUGGCUUCUGGUGCACCCUGCUCACCCCUACCCUACCCCAUCUCGGAGAGCCCGCUGCACCCCAGGAACCAAUCAGCAGCCGCCUUAGUUGCCUCACAGGACAAAAUAGCUGCUUGAGCUCCAGCCUCCACACCCACAUUCCUUUCAGCUAGGAGGAGAAGGGGAUAAAAGGCGUGUGCCAGCAUCUGUGAAGAAAAGUUUCCCAAUGCUGCCAAAACACACUUCUAGUGUCAUACUGUUGACCAGAAAGAACUUAGUCACAUGGCCACAGCUAACUGUAGACCAGCCUGAGAAGUGUAUCCUGGAUAACCAUGUACCCAGCUCAGAACUGUGGGUUUUAUUUCUUUGAAAGAGGUGAAGAAUGGAUAUUGGAGCCCACUGACGGUCCCUGCCGCAGCCAUAGAGCUCUCUUGAAAGGAUGUGCUUUCUUAUAGUCCAGGGUGACCAUGUCUGAGUCUGGGCACAGUCAACCGGGACUCUAUGGGAUAGAGAGGCGGCGGCGCUGGAAAGAGCCGGGCCCUGGCGGCCCCCAGAAUCUCUCCGGGCCCGGAGGUCGGGAGAGGGACUACAUUGCACCCUGGGAAAGAGAGAGACGGGAUGGCAGCGAAGAGACCAGUACGGCGGUCAUGCAGAAAACCCCCAUCAUCCUCUCAAAACCUCCAGCAGAGCGGUCAAAGCAGCCCCUGCCUCCAGCAGCCCCUGCUGCCCCGCCUGCCCCGGCCCCUCUGGAGAAGCCCAUUGUGCUCAUGAAGCCCCGGGAGGAGGGGAAAGGGCCGGCGGCCACAACGAGUGCCUCAACCCCCGAGGGCACUGCCCCACCGCCCCCGGCAGCCCCCGUGCCACCCAAGGGGGAGAAGGAGGGGCAGAGGCCCACACAGCCUGUGUACCAGAUCCAGAACCGGGGCAUGGGCACUGCCGCCCCAGCAGCCAUGGACCCUGUCGUGGGCCAGGCCAAACUGCUGCCCCCAGAGCGCAUGAAGCACAGCAUCAAGUUGGUGGAUGACCAGAUGAAUUGGUGCGACAGUGCCAUUGAGUACCUGUUGGAUCAGACCGAUGUCCUGGUGGUUGGUGUCCUGGGCCUGCAGGGGACGGGCAAGUCCAUGGUCAUGUCGUUGUUGUCAGCCAACACUCCGGAGGAGGACCAGAGGGCGUAUGUUUUCCGGGCCCAGAGUGCCGAAAUGAAGGAGCGAGGGGGCAACCAGACCAGUGGCAUCGACUUCUUUAUUACCCAAGAGCGGAUUGUUUUCCUGGACACACAGCCCAUCCUGAGCCCCUCCAUCUUGGACCACCUCAUCAACAAUGACCGCAAGCUGCCUCCAGAGUACAACCUGCCCCACACCUACGUUGAGAUGCAGUCACUCCAGAUCGCCGCCUUCCUCUUCACGGUCUGCCACGUGGUGAUAGUCGUCCAGGACUGGUUCACGGACCUCAGUCUGUACAGGUUCCUCCAGACAGCAGAGAUGGUGAAACCCUCCACCCCAUCUCCCAGCCACGAGUCCAGCAGCUCGUCAGGCUCCGACGAAGGCGCCGAGUACUACCCCCACCUGGUCUUCCUACAGAACAAAGCUCGCCGGGAGGACUUCUGUCCCCGCAAGCUACGGCAGAUGCACCUGAUGAUCGACCAGCUCAUGGCCCACUCCCACCUGCGGUACAAGGGUACUCUGUCCAUGUUGCAGUGCAAUGUCUUCCCUGGGCUCCCGCCUGACUUCCUGGACUCUGAGGUCAAUCUGUUCCUGAUGCCCUUCAUGGACAGCGAGACAGAGAGUGAAACCCCGCCUCGCGCAGGACCUGGUUCCAGCCCCCUCUUCUCCCUGCUCCCUGGGUACCGAGGCCACCCCAGCUUCCAGUCCUUGGUGAGCAAGCUUCGGAGCCAGGUGAUGUCCAUGGCCCGGCCGCAGCUGUCGCACACAAUCCUCACCGAGAAGAACUGGUUCCACUAUGCCGCCCGGAUCUGGGACGGGGUGAAGAAGUCCUCCGCCCUGGCAGAGUACAGCCGCCUGCUGGCCUGAGGCCAAGGGGAGGAAUGUCACACAGAAAACCCCCUUCCGGGCCCCCGGUGGGUGGUGACGGGCUCCCACAUUCUCCCCCCACAGGGUGGAGAAGGGCAGCAGGCCUGAUGGACGAGGGACCGCGACUUCCUCGUCCAGAGACACGAGGGGUCCAGGGCCAGGCCCCUACCCUCCAGGGAGCGUUGUUCAGGGGGCGACUGAGAUCCAGCCCUGUAGCUGGGCGGGGCAGUCCAUCCUCAGCCCCCAGGGCCAGGCGGUGGGAGGAGCCUGCGUGGUCACCAGGAAGCCCCGCUCCAAGCCAGCUUCCCUCUGCAGGGACCAGAGCAGCAGGUCCCUCUGCCCUGACUCCAGGCUCCUGCCUGGAAGGUGAGGCGGCUCUGGGGAGCUCUUCAUCGGAGCGUCUGGUGGUUGGAAUAAACACAGUCACGCAA
Cervus elaphus (red deer) is the source of this 2586-nucleotide messenger RNA. RefSeq names its product SMG9 nonsense mediated mRNA decay factor (gene SMG9). The record is from RefSeq and is a predicted model, not a curated record. NCBI's taxonomy places the organism in Eukaryota, Metazoa, Chordata, Mammalia, Artiodactyla, Cervidae. Gene Ontology annotation, biological process: nuclear-transcribed mRNA catabolic process, nonsense-mediated decay. The transcript is spliced from 15 exons. The coding region runs from base 593 to 2155 and encodes 520 amino acids.